UGCUGUCACACUUGUCAAUGUUUAACUUGUCGAAGGUUGCAUGAAGCGCCGCGCUAUGUCGAGCCCGUUUUCUGACAGAACACACUUUAUCUAGGUAAUGGCGGCCCUGCGAGCGGCGAAGCAGGCGCUGAGGAAAGCGAUCAAGACACGGGUAGCAGCGCUGAGUGACGAGGAGAAACGAAGACAGUCCCUGGUGGUUUCACAGAAGCUUUUCCGACAUCCCAAAUAUGUGUCCUGCAAGAGGAUUGCACUGUUUCUCAGCAUGCAUGAUGAAGUGCUCACGGAGGAAAUCAUCAAAGAUGCGUUCAAAUUGGGAAAGAGCUGCUUCAUCCCCAGAUAUGAGAGGAGUUGCAGCCAUAUGGACAUGUUGCAGCUAACCAGUCUGCAGGACAUGGAAACGCUGCCCCUGACCUCCUGGAACAUCCGACAGCCUGCUGAAGACGACAACAGCAGAGAGGAAGCACUGGCUGCAGGAGGUCUGGACCUAAUCUUGAUGCCAGGCCUGGGUUUUGACCUAAUGGGGAAGCGUCUGGGACGAGGGAAGGGCUACUACGACACCUACUUGGAACGCUGCAUCAAAUACUCUCAAGGAAAACCGUACACCAUUGCCUUGGCCUUCAAAGAGCAGCUGUGCCAGGAAAUCCCUGUUGAUGACAACGAUGUGCUCAUUGAUGAAGUUCUGUAUGAGGAUGAUGAGUAACUGGUCAAUCACCAGAGGUGCAUUAUCAUUACCAAUGCACACAUUUUCACUGCAGACAUUUAAUUUGAUUUAGCAGUAGAAGCUCAAAUUGCCUUCAUUAAAGGGACUCUUACCUUUGUUGCAUUUUUACACUUUUUUUGGAUAAGGUUAAAUUGGUAUUAAUAAGGUAAUGACACUCUAAAAUACAAGACAGACCCACCAGGAGUAAAAACAAACAAUUAUUUCACUCUCAUAAUAUUUAGUGAAAACUUCAACCAAUAAAAUUCUUCGGACCGAAGGACCUUAUUGGCCGACAGACCUGUCUGUUUGCUGCAUGGACAUGCAGGUUUUCCGUCUGCUUCUUGUGGCGCAUUCAGGCCCGUCAUCAUAUGUGAAUGUAAAUGUAUAUAACUUACCGGUGCUUCUGAAUCCGAAUCCAUUGCUUUGGUAAACAAAAACUCACGUGCGUGCGCGGAGGCAGUAGCUUGUAAGUCUGCUUGUAUAUAAAGUUUCUUCAAAAAAACACCGCGGAUGGGAACGAGGGGGUGGGGCAUUGGAGGAAGGCGGGAUGAUUUGAAUGUGCUGUAAUUCUCAAAUGCAACAAAGGUAAGAGUCCCUUUAAUAUAUUGUAUUUAGCAUUAUACAAGCUAAGAUGCAAAUUCAGUGGCUGCAUUGAUAAUGUGUAAUCAUAAUAGUGAAACCUGAUAUUCAUCGGUGUCAAACAUCAAUGGACAAUUAGAUGGAAAGAAGUCUUAAUAAAAUUGUAAUGAAAAAUGUGCAGGCUGCAUGUCUUUUAAUGGGAGAGACAGUUGUUAUUUAAGUUCAGAGAGGCAGACCUGGAAUAAAUAGGAACUCUCCAACAAAUAAAUCUGUAUAACUGUAACAACAUGUUA
This is a messenger RNA of Limanda limanda (common dab), 1572 nucleotides long. RefSeq names its product 5,10-methenyltetrahydrofolate synthetase (5-formyltetrahydrofolate cyclo-ligase) (gene mthfs). Gene Ontology annotation, biological process: folic acid-containing compound biosynthetic process; tetrahydrofolate interconversion. Gene Ontology annotation, cellular component: mitochondrion. The record is from RefSeq and is a predicted model, not a curated record. Gene Ontology annotation, molecular function: 5-formyltetrahydrofolate cyclo-ligase activity. Bases 98 to 700 code for a protein of 200 amino acids. The transcript has 3 exons. Lineage: Eukaryota; Metazoa; Chordata; Actinopteri; Pleuronectiformes; Pleuronectidae.